Molecule: messenger RNA, 777 nt
Organism: Emericellopsis cladophorae
Lineage: Eukaryota; Fungi; Ascomycota; Sordariomycetes; Hypocreales; Bionectriaceae
Exons: 2
Coding region: 1-777 (258 amino acids)
Biological process (GO): nucleoside metabolic process
Molecular function (GO): catalytic activity
Source: RefSeq, a predicted model, not a curated record
AUGAAGAGCGGGGAAGAACGUGAUCGAAUCGCCGCCAAACAAAACCUCAUUGACUUCGAGAUGGAAGGCGCAGGGGCCUGGGCUGAAGUCCCUUGUAUUGUUGUGAAAGUCGUCUGUGACUAUGCCGAUAGCCACAAGGACAAGGCCUGGCAAGACUUUGCGGCAGCCACGGCUGCAUCUGUGGCCAAGGCCAUCCUGGGGCGAUACGCGGCUCACGACGGGGACCGAGCUUCAAAUCAGCCGAAUGCCAUCGUCAUGUCCGACCCUAAAAGGUACACGGUCGGCUGGCUCUCAGCCAUCUCCACAGAGUCCGUGGCCGCGCAGCAGUUCCUUGACGAGCGACAUGAUCCUCCUGAGUAUACAGCCCCGCACGACAAUAAUGUCUACGUGCUGGGGCGGAUGGGCCGCCACAACGUCGUGAUGGCGUCGCUCCCCGACGGCGAGUCGGGCACCACAACGGCAGUGACCGUAGCCAGGGACAUGCUCCACAGCUUCCCCAACAUUCGCGUCGGGCUCCUGGUCGGCAUCGGUGGCGGCGCCCCGAGCCGUAAAAGUGACGUGCGCCUGGGUGACAUUGUGGUCAGCAGUCGCUCUGGCGAACACAAACAGGACGGCGUGUUUCGGUACGAUUACGGCAAGUCGAUCCAGGGCCAGGAGUUCCAGCAUACACAGUUACUCGACCAGCCACCUAUGCUACUACGAAUAGCAGUUGGGGCGCUCAAAACGCGCUACGAAGCUGACGGGCACGACCUCAAGGACCAGGUCGAGAAAGACUAG